Molecule: messenger RNA, 3815 nt
Organism: Homarus americanus (American lobster)
Lineage: Eukaryota; Metazoa; Arthropoda; Malacostraca; Decapoda; Nephropidae
Product: myb-binding protein 1A-like protein
Exons: 19
Coding region: 177-3686 (1169 amino acids)
Biological process (GO): regulation of DNA-templated transcription
Cellular component (GO): nucleolus
Molecular function (GO): sequence-specific DNA binding; transcription factor binding; transcription corepressor activity
Source: RefSeq, a predicted model, not a curated record
CCCUGAAUCUUUCCUGAUUAUAUACCGUGAUGAAAUAAAAUAGAUAAUUUUGAAAUACUUUAUUAUUGUCGUCAUAUUUUAUAACUAACUGACUGUAUAUAGUUACUCGCCUAGGCCCGGCAGACGGCAGGGCUCACAUGUUCCUGCUGUAAACAAGAGUGAGUGAGUGUAGCAGCAUGGCCCUCGCUACCCGCCUCACGGUGGACCACAAGGCGGGCAAACCAACAUUUGAACUCCCUGUCUAUGUCCGUGAUUCAUUUGGAAAUUUAGUGGGUGAAGAUAUGCAGAAACAAGCAACCGCUUCUAUUGUAAUCUUGAAACAUGUGGAUACCCGUCUUCAGAAUCACAAUGAGGGUGAGCUGCCUGGUGAUAUUUCGUAUAUUGUUUUUCGGCUGGUGAGCGGGUUAAUGUCAAAUAGGCCAAGAGCACGAGAAGGCUUUUACACGACACUUCAGGCUUUGCUUCAGCUUCAGCCUUCUACUGUGCCUGUCACCUUCCACACUGUUACAGAGAAUUGGAGUAAAAACAGAGCAUUCAGUAAAUAUGAAAUUAAGGACAAGAUCUUGGGAGAACUUCUGACUUUUGGAGCCCUGAUCCGGUCUGGUCAAGCUAAUUACCAUUCUGAUAUGCAAUCAAAGAUCAUCUCCCGGCUGCUGCAAAUAAGAAAAAUAAAAUCCUAUAUGGAUAUUAUAGCAACCCAGUUUUUGGUCAACCUUGUAGAGAAAUGUGAAGGAAGUGUCACAUUCAAGAAUCUUUGGAACCACUUAGAGAAAGAAAUAUCAGCACCGGUAGAGGAGCUAAACCCAAGUUCUCUGUGGUUGCGCCUGGUGCUGUUGAGGACACACAAGUACAAGCCCCCAGUGUGGCUUAACUCAAGUUUAGACCCCAAGAAUUAUUGUGCUAUUGGCCAGAUUUUAAUGGAAACGUUAACAGCACUGCCCAUGGUUCACCCACUGUUAGAAGAGGUUGUAAUUGGUCUGGCACCUGAUGACCGCACCACAAAUUCACAUCUGGUAAAGUUUUGGUGUGAGGGACUAGCACCAUGUUUGGAACAUCCCUCAACUAAAAAAUUGCAGCUGCUCUUCAUUGUUUUACAGUUAAUUCUUCCUAAACUGAAAAAAGGAUCUGAGAUAGAUGCUGUAUUUCCUACCUCCAUGGUAGUGUUGUUGCUGACUUCUGUGUCCAGAUAUGAUAAAGACCUUAGUUUGUCUGCCAGAGGUCUUGCAUCAGCACUGCUUCAGCUGGUUACUGCUAACCAAGAUGAGGACAGUGAUGUACAGUUGACUGUUGUAAAGAAACUCAUCGUUCCUCCGGGCAGUGUGCGAUUUGAUCAUCUGACAGGAACAAAGUUGUUGACACAAAUGAAAACUAAUUAUACCUUGACUACUAUCAAAGGCCUAGCAAAAAUCCUGAUCAAGAUUAUUAGAAGGCAAAUUCCAAAAGUGAAGCCUGCUGAUCAGACCUUUGCAGCACAUACAUUGACAAACCUGGUGAUGCAUCCUAAGGUGACCAAUGCAGAUCAUCUCACAUGGAGGGCUGAGCAGCUGAUGGUUCUGAUGAAGAUGGCAUUCUUCACUCCAGGUCCAGCCGACCUUAUACAGGAUUUUAGAGAUGCUUUCUUUAAAACACUUACACAUCUAACUGGACACAUUAAAGAGUACAAGAUAGUAUUGCUGAACCUUGUGAAUUUCGCUGAUAAAGAAUUACAGUUAUGUGAGACGACUGGCACCUCACCUCUCAGCAUAGAGGCAAAGAAUUUGUGGUCUCAGAUUCUUGGAAAGUUGCUUAUCUUUGAAGAUGGAGACCAGACAUCUAUAUCAAAUCAAGUGUUUCAGGUUUUGUAUGGCCAGAUGGCUCUCCGCCUGUUUUUUGAACCUGAGGGAGCAAAAGAUAUUAUCGAUGAACUUAAUGCUUGCCAGAGAGAGGUGAUGAAAAAGGGAAGUGCUUGGAAGAAAGGAAAUGCUUCUAAAGCAGAGGAUGGAUUGGAAGAGCCACACUGGGUGGAGGUGGUGACUGAGCUGUUAAUAAGUCUUUUGGCACAUGAGAAACGAAUAUUCAGGUCUAUGGCACAAGGUGUGUUCUGGUUAAUGUGUCCUGAGAUAACAGCCACUGCACUUACCCUCAUCACAGACGUCUUAGAUCCAUCCAAGACAAGUGAGCUCAUCAGCAAGGAAGAAAGUGAUGUUGAGGAUUCAGAAAGUGAUGAUGAAAAGGAUGAUGAUAAAAUGGAGGAAGAGGAUGAUGAAGAAUUGGAAGACAAAGAUGAAAAUGAGGAUGUGGAUGAUGAAAAUAUCUUUGACAUCAAGAAAAAAAUGUUGUCAAUCUCUGGGAAUGGUGAUGUGGAUAUAGAUAUUGACGACAUUCCAGAGGAAGAAUUGAAUAAGCUAGACAAGCGCCUGGGUGCUCUGUUUUCAGAAUACCAGGCCAGACGAAGAGGCAAAAGGUUAGGAGCCUUUGACAAGUUGGCACAAGAUGAAAAAAGCCUCAUGAAUUUCCGAUCAAGAGUGUGUGACCUGAUAGAUGUGUACAUCAAGGAAGCCUGCAACAUGGGCCUCUUAAUGGACUUAGUUACUCCACUCUUCAUCGCCCUCCUAACUGCUGACCAAGAUCACCGACAGAGAGACCUUCAGAGUAGGCUCAGGCACUGUAUAAACCUGCUCGGGAAAAUUCAGAAAUUCACCAGCGUAGGAGAUGCAACCGUUGAUACAUUAAUAGAAACCUUUAACAACUUCUUCAACAAUGCAUAUGAGAUACCUGAGAGCUAUAGUCCCUUGGUGCAAGAAUGCUAUAUAUUUCUAUUCCGCUGUGGCCGCCAACUCCUAGAAGAGGAGUUCCACAAACCAAACAAUCCACUCACUCAAGCUUACAUAAGCCACCUGGAGAGCUACUUUGCUGAAAAAUCUUGUUCUCUCAAACUUGAGGCAUUCCUGGAUCCUUGUUCUUCUAACAUUGGUGGAUUGUGGACCAUUGCAGAAUUUGCAGUGAAGUGUGGUUUUGACCCAGGAGUCAAGGUUUUUCGCCAAAUGCAGGCACUUGGGGUUCUAAAGAAGUUGUACACAAAUAAAGCAUUGCUAACCCAAGGGAAUAAAGAAGAUAUUACCAGAAUUGAAGGAGAACUCUCUAAGAAGACAGUGGAUGCUCUGAACUCAUUCCAGACUCCAGAGUCUAUAAAUGGUGCAUAUAUGGCAAGUCUUUUUGCCGUUCUUGUGAUCAUCCAUAAGAACCAUGCACAGAAAGGGUCGCCUAAUAACUUCAACUGGGAUGAAAUUAAAGUUGCAGUGAUAGGAGUCCGUCAACGCAUUUCAGGAAAAUCACUGAAUGCCUUCAGAAAACCAUACAAUGCUCUACAACAAGCUCUCAGACUUCCUAAAGUGGUUUAUGGUGUAAAAAAUCUCCAAAGUAAAAAUACUGACACAGCAACAAUCAAAGCUUCACAGGAGGAGUGUAUCAAUGAAGGUGAAGCUGUUAAAGAUUCUAAAAGGAAAAAGAAAAGGGAGAAAAGGGCAAAAAAGGCCCAAAAUGUAGAAGAGGAAGACGGUAAUACAAUUGAGAAAGCAACAGAAGAAAAAGUUGAGGAAGCAACAGUUGAGGCAUCAAUAGAAGAAGAAAAUGGGAAACAAAAGAAGAAAAGAAAACAAAGCACGUCCUCACAUCAGAAACAGAAGAAAAAGAAGAGAAGCGAGUGAUUCAGUCUCUUGUGAAAUCAAAGAAGGAAGAAUAAAAGUUAAAAAGUAACAUAAUAAAGAUAGAGCAGUACAGUAUAUAUAUUUAUUGUUAUCAUUGACAUAAAAGAAAAAUAAAGGAAAUGUAUUAGA